Molecule: messenger RNA, 597 nt
Organism: Carya illinoinensis
Lineage: Eukaryota; Viridiplantae; Streptophyta; Magnoliopsida; Fagales; Juglandaceae
Exons: 1
Coding region: 1-597 (198 amino acids)
Source: RefSeq, a predicted model, not a curated record
AUGGCUUCGAUGUGUGCAGGAGAUUUCAAUGAAAUCCUGCACCAAAAGGAAAAACAAGGGGCUACAAGUAGACCAUACAAACAAAUUGAAGCUUUCAGGAAGGUAGUCGAGAUUUGUGGACUUCAUGACCUUCAUUCCCAGGGACAAAGGUUUACUUGGUCCAAUAACAAAAGUGGAAGGGAGUUCACAAAGGAAAGAAUAGAUAGAGCAAUGGUUAACAAGGAAUGGAAUGAGCUUUUUAGUUCUGCUUCAUGUACUGCUCUAGCAACCAUUAAGUCUGAUCACUCACCCCUCUAUAUCAAUAAACAAAACUCGGGCAAUGGGAAAAGGAAAAGAAGAACAUGCUUUCGAUAUGAGGCUAAUUGGGACUUAAAAGAGGAAUGUACAAAAGUAGUAGAAAAAGCAUGGAAGGCAGCUAAAAUGGGAGGUGAAGGAGCUAACUCAAUGAGACAGAAACUUGAGCAUUGUCAAAGGGGUCUAUUACAAUGGAACCAGAAAGAAAAACUGCACAAGCACAAGGACAUCAAUCGGAGCCUAGAUAAAAUUAGUCAUCUACAAGAGAUAGGCAAUGGGGACCACAUAGCAACCAUGAAGUAG